Pelodiscus sinensis (Chinese soft-shelled turtle) is the source of this 903-nucleotide messenger RNA. Its product is annotated as olfactory receptor 52B2-like. Gene Ontology annotation, biological process: G protein-coupled receptor signaling pathway. Gene Ontology annotation, cellular component: plasma membrane. The record is from RefSeq and is a predicted model, not a curated record. NCBI's taxonomy places the organism in Eukaryota, Metazoa, Chordata, Testudines, Trionychidae. Gene Ontology annotation, molecular function: olfactory receptor activity; G protein-coupled receptor activity.
AUGGCCGCGCCCAACAGCACAACGUUCAGUCACCUCAGCUUCAUCCUGGUCGGCAUCCCGGGCCUGGAGCCCUGGCACCCCUGGAUCUCCAUCCCCUUCGCGCUGAUGUACACGGCGGCUGUUCUGGGGAACUGUGGUCUCCUCCUGCUCAUCGCCACCCAGCGCAGGCUGCACGAGCCCAUGUUCAUUUUCCUCUCCAUGCUGGCGGUGGCCGACAUGCUGUUAUCCACCUGCACCGUCAAUGCCUGCCUCACCCAGGCAUUCUUUUUGCACUUUGGGGUUACUGUCGAGUCGGCCGUCCUGCUGGCCAUGGGGUUCGAUCGGUACGUCGCCGUCUGCGACCCGCUGAGGUACACGAUUAUGCUCACCAACGAGAAGAUCAGGAAAAUAGCCACGGCCGUUGUCCUAAGAACCUUUUGUGUAAUUGUCCCUGUUGUUUUUCUUCUCAAACGGCUGCCCUUCUGCGCAAGCAACAUCAUCCCGCACUCCUACUGUGACCACAUCGGGGUGGCCAGGAUGGCCUGUGCGGAUAUAUCCAUAGAUAUCUGGUAUGGCUUAGCAGUGCCUAUUGGAACCAUUAUACUAGACUUCGUGCUUAUCGCUGUGUCUUAUGUGCUGAUCCUCAGGGCUGUGUUCAAGCUGCCCACCAAAGACGCCCGGCACAAAACUCUCGGCACCUGCGGCUCCCACGUCUGUAUCAUCCUCUUAUUUUACGUCCCAGCCUUUUUCAAUUUCCUAACCAACCGCUUUGGCCACAAUAUCCCUAAACACGUUCACAUCCUACUGGCCGAUAUGUACGUGCUCAUCCCCUCCGUGCUAAACCCCGUUGUUUAUGGGAUGAAAACCAAGCAGCUGAGGGAACAAAUGGUCUGUGCGUUGUCUCGGAAGGCAAGAUGGUGCUGA